This is a messenger RNA of Caenorhabditis angaria, 2676 nucleotides long. NCBI's taxonomy places the organism in Eukaryota, Metazoa, Nematoda, Chromadorea, Rhabditida, Rhabditidae. The record is from the annotation of a GenBank genome assembly.
AUGCGAUUGACUCAGUUUCGUUUUUUGCUCAACAUCUCAUCAAAACGACUGUUUUGUUCAGAAGUAGCCGCCACUUCUAAACGUACCUUUGAUAAUAAAAAGUUUCACCAAAUUUCGAAUCAUGUUAGUUUUUUUUUAAAUUUUGUUUGUGUGUGAUAAUCCCGCCUCUCGUUUUUUUCUAAUUUCUGAAAGUAUUUACCAUUCAUUUUUCGUUUUUAGAAAAUGGCAUCAUCUCAAUUUGAUUUGAAUCCAUUGCCAGAUUUCAUCCAAGAAAGAAUCAAGCUCUGGGAUAAAUUGAAAGCUGAAUAUGAUGCAAGUAUUGCUGCUAAAGAAUCCGAACCAAUUGAAAUCACUCUUCCCGAUGGAAAGAAAUUCGAUGCUAAAUCAUGGCGCACCACACCAUUUGAAAUCGCUGAGAAAAUCUCAAAAGGUUUGGCUGAAGCCGCUGUAAUUGCAAAAGUAAAUGGUGAUGUUUGGGAUUUGGAUCGCCCAUUCGAAGAAAGUUCCACACUUCAAUUGUUGAAAUUCGAUGAUGAUGAGGCCAAACAAGUUUUCUGGCAUUCAUCUGCUCAUCUUUUGGGAGAAGCCAUGGAAAGAUUCUGUGGAGGACAUUUGUGUUAUGGACCACCAAUUCAAGAUGGAUUCUACUACGACAUGUGGCAUGAGGUAUGUUCGAAUAAUUAUGCAAAUAUUAUUUGAAUUUUUUGAAAACUGUGUUUUUUACAGAAUAAAACUAUCAAUCCAGAUAACUUUGCCGGUAUUGAAAAUAUUAUGAAUGUCGCUGUUAAAGAAAAACAAAACUUCGAAAGAUUGGAAGUUUCCAAAGAAAAUCUUUUGGAAAUGUUCAAAUACAAUGAGUUCAAAGUUCGAAUUUUGAAAGAAAAAGUCACCACACCAACCACCACUGUCUAUAGAUGUGGACCACUUAUUGAUUUGUGUCGUGGACCACACGUUAGACACACUGGAAAGAUCAAGGCUUUUUCGAUCACCAAAACAUCUGCUUCAUAUUGGGAAGGAAAAGCUGACGCCGAAUCUCUUCAACGUGUUUAUGGUAUUUCGUUCCCAGAUUCGAAACAAUUGAAAGAAUGGAAAAGAUUACAAGAAGAAGCGGCUAAACGAGAUCAUCGUAAAUUGGGAAGAGAACAAGAUCUUUUCUUCUUCCAUCAAUUGUCACCAGGUUCAUGUUUCUGGUAUCCAAAAGGUGCACAUAUUUAUAACAAAUUGGUUGAUUUUGUCAGAAAGCAAUAUAGAAGAAGGUAAAUUUUUAUAAGUAAUUUUCAUAAUUAUAUUCAUUUUUCAGAGGAUUCACUGAAGUAAUCACACCAAACAUGUACAAUAAGAAAUUAUGGGAGACAUCUGGACAUUGGGAACAUUAUUCGGAAGAUAUGUUCAAGUAAGAUUUCUAUUGGGAAUUUUUCUUUAAAAAAGUAUUCGAUUUUCAGAGUUGAAGUUGAGAAAGAGGAAUUUGGUUUGAAGCCAAUGAAUUGUCCAGGACAUUGUUUGAUGUUCGGACAUCAACCACAUACUUAUAAUGAACUUCCAUUCCGAUUUGCUGAUUUUGGAGUUCUUCAUAGAAAUGAAAUGUCUGGUGCACUUACUGGUCUUACCCGUGUUCGUCGAUUCCAACAAGAUGAUGCUCAUAUUUUUUGUAGACGCGAUCAAAUUGCCGAUGAAAUUGCUGGAUGUCUUGAUUUCCUCGAAUAUGCUUAUGAAAAGGUAUUCGGAUUCACUUUCAAAUUGAAUUUGUCUACCCGCCCUGAAGGAUUCCUUGGAGAUAUUGAGACAUGGGACAAAGCUGAAGCUGAUUUGACAAAUGCAUUGAAUGCAACUGGAAGAAAAUGGGUAUUGAAUCCAGGAGAUGGUGCAUUUUAUGGACCAAAGAUUGAUAUCACAAUUCAAGAUGCAUUGAAAAGAAACUUCCAAUGCGCUACAAUUCAACUUGAUUUCCAAUUGCCAAAUCGUUUCGAUUUGAGUUAUUUCGAGUAAGUACAAAAAAUAGACGUGUUAUUAGAAACAAAAGAUAAUCCUAGAAAAUUAAUUUAAUUAUUAGACGUGACCUCUUUUUUUAGAACUUGAAAAUUAGGAUUUCAUUUCUUGUUUUACAAAUUAAUUUCUGUUUUUCAGUGAAAAGGGUGAAAAACAACGACCAGUUAUGAUACAUCGUGCUGUUUUGGGAUCCGUUGAACGAAUGACUGCUAUUUUGACCGAAAGUUAUGGAGGAAAAUGGCCAUUCUGGUUAUCGCCAAGACAGGUUAGUUUUUUUCAAUGAAUAGUCAUUAUGUAAACUAUAAAUGUUUCAGUGUAAAAUCAUCACUGUCCACGAUUCUAUGAAAGAAUACGCUAAAUCGGUGAAAAAGCAAAUUUUCGAUGCUGGAUUUGAAGUUGAAUAUGAUGAAAUUUGCUCGGAUACCAUGAAUAAACAGGUAAAUAUUUUCAAAUAAUAUUUUUUUUACCAUUUCUAAUUUCAAUUAAUUUUAGGUCAGAAACGCGCAAUUGGCCCAAUUCAACUUUAUCCUUGUUCUUGGAGCCAAAGAAAUGGAAAACAACACUGUAAAUGUUCGUACCCGUGAUAAUGCAGUUCGUGGAGAAGUUCCAAUCGGAAAACUUCUCGAAAAAUUCCGACGAUUCGCCGAUGAAUAUGUUGCGGAUACUGAAAAAGCCGAAGAAUGGGCAUAA